AGGCGGGGCGAGGGGAUUCGUCGUCCGUGCACGCACACCGGAGUAUUGGGUGUAGUGCACAUUGCACCGGGGUACUGCAUUCGGAUAUUUGCCCGCGGCGACGUUGUGUUCCGCGACGUUCCAUUGCCCGAGACAGGUGCACAGCAAUACGGCCGCCGCGCGUUAAUUGAAACGAGUUCGGCGACGUGAUGUCCGCUCACUGCCGGACACGAACGUAGACACCUCUGGGUGCCGGUAUUCCGUGUACAGAGUUUCCCGUAGUGCGCCACAUUUCAUGAAUCGACCGUCGAUGGAACGGAUGUUUCCAGUUUCCAAUCGGAGCUACGAACGAGGUUAGCUUUCACAAUCCAAUACCAAUGUAGAUGGAUAGUGAUUAACUAAUUCAUCAUCAACUUAUCAUGAUAUCAAUUUUCCUCUAUCGCUGGUAGUUGAACAAGUCUGGCCGUUCACCUUACGUAGUAUUAUGCAUGGCACUACUUGAAAACAAUUUUUAAUGCAGAAAAUAUAACGGUUCUUAAGAAGUAAUAUAAAUAGAAACAUUUUUCAAAUCAUCUAUUUAUCACUAUAACAGUAAUUACAUCUGUUAUCACUACUAGUUAUAAGUAUUCUAAUAUUGUUAACAACGCUCUUACUGUUGUCUUCAUUGAACGUUGCUGCUCUGUAAAAAUCCAGCAGCAGCAACAGUACUAGUGCGACUAUGAACCACCUUGGAACUGAGACAAUUGGUCGUCGAAGCUUGUUGAAUGGAUUAAUGACAGCAGCAACGAGAUCUUGGCGACAUGGUCUUCAACCUAAUGGUCACACUUCAAAUGCUAUGGUAUUUCCUACUAUUACUACAGCUGUUAAUUCUAGUCCAACUUGUCGAACUCCCACCACGGAUAGUGCCAAUAUGAUUGAAGAGCAGCGCAGGCGGCUUCAACAACAACGGCAUCAAGAUCACAGACUUAAUGUUCUUUGGUAUGGUGGAGAUGAUAGACAACAGCAACAGACACCAGCUCUUCUUUUUGAAUCUCACAAUCAAUAUCAGUCAACAGAUGACUGGGAAAAACAACCUCUACGACAACGGGGACGAAAAUCUCAACGUUCACGAUGUCGGCGAAAUCAUAAGAAGAAACAUUCUAUGUUACCCACAUUACCGAUUUCAUGGGCUGCCAUGUUAGUAGCAAUGUAUGCAGCUGCUAUGGCUGUAGUAUACUUUAUAUUUGGCGCUUCUACCGGCAGCGGAUGGAUAUGGUUAAGAGGUAUUGCUGUUAACAAUAAUAGUUUAUUGUGGUUAUACCAUCUACCACCGACAUGGUAUUAUAUAGUACAAGCUUUUUGUGCAGCCAUUAUCAGUUGUUGUUGCCAUCAUUUGUGCUUCCAGCGACAACAAUGGUGUUGUUAUAUAUUACUUGCACUAUUCAGCACCACACUAUUGCCGUCUAUUCCACUUGCCGAAGUCUUCAGUGGAAAUAUUAAAACAACUUCAUUGGGAAAUUCAAUCACAAAACAACAACCGAAUUCCUAUAAUCCAGAAGAUUUUAAUGAUAAUCGGUUAGCAUUAUAUGAAGGCUUGUGGCAAAUAGUUUUUUUCAUAUUCAUUGCAUAUUGUUUUGUAUUGCCGACAAGCAACAGUGGAUUAUCAGAUAAUACAAAUGACGAAAACAUUAAUGAACCCAAAAAAGAUGUUUUAAUAAAUAUCAAAGAAGACCACCAUGUUACAACAGCAGUUUUGAUAUUUUCAAUUGUGGCCUCAAUGGGACACACAACAUUAAACAUAUACACCGCACACUGUUGGUACUCCCCACAACAUAUUCAUCGAGAUUACAAUUCAACUAAAUCUAUGGCCGCUAUACAACAGCUUAUAGCUAACACCAUAGUGCUGGCUUGUAUCAAUGUGACUGGGUGGCUAAUACGUCAGUCUGUGAUUAAAGACCGUGCAGAAAUUAUAGGUUAUGAGGGUAACAACCAGUUUCUAGGAAAAUACCAACAGUUACGCUUUGCACUAAGACGACAAGCUGAUAAACUGAAUCUUCUACUGACGUCUUUGCUGCCGAUACGCGUAUUUUCGGAAAUGAAAUAUGAUAUAGUCACUGAUGCUGCACGUUCCUAUAACAUUAUAAGCGGUUCUAAUGACGAUAAUCCUCAGAGCAAACCAUCUCAACAAGAAUUAAAUCUACAAACACCUCAACUGCCUAAAUUGUAUCUGAAAGAAUAUGAAAAUAUUAGUGUGGUGUUUGCCAAUCUAACGGGUUUCUGGAACAAUGGAUCUGCUAUCACAGGCUAUGGAGAAUCUGGGUCUCAAUCGUCUCGUCAGCUCAUCACUCUUAUUGACCGACUUAUGGUAGAUUUAUUUUGUGCACUGGCCCGUAGCAACCACUGCCUUCCUAUACGCUUACUCGGUCACCGUUUAUACUUCGUAGCAGGACUUCCGGCUGAAGAGGGUUAUUUGCAUGACGAUAAAAACCCUAGGUGGACAUUGGACGCUGAUAAACAUGCCAGUAAUGCUGUCCGUUUGGGACUAGAUCUAAUCGACGCCGUUAAUACAGUGAUUCGUGAUGUAAGCCGACAUGGUUAUGGUCGUAAUAUAAAUCUUAAUGUUCGAGUGGGCGUUCAUUCUGGCCGAAUUGCAUGUGGUGUACAGAGUUUCACAGGAGGCAUAGGGACCUGUUCCAAUUUCGGAAGUCGUUGGCAGUAUGAUGUUUGGGGCCGUGACGUUAAUGUGGCUUCUCAUAUUGAAUCCAGUGGUCGCCCAGGGUUAGUGCACGUUAGCCGGGCCACUGUUGAUAAAAUUACUGAAAAAGAAGUAGCGCCAAAUGCAGCCUCUGGGUCAAACCAUUUUCCAGCUGAAGUCAAGUUCCGCAAAAAAACCGUUAACCCUGGACCAGAUUUUAGUGAUAAAGACAAUUAUACCUUCGAACGGAGUCAUGAAGAACAAAGAAACCAGUUUCUUCGCCACAAUCGAAUCGAUACAUAUUUUGUUGUGCCUAGCACAUUGUCUCCUAAUUCAGAAUUCAAUAAAAAUCCUAUAGAAAAUUGUGGUGAUGCAUACAUCACCAAUGACGAAAAUCAUUACAGUAAACAUAUUGAACCGUUGAUUCUCCAAUCGAUAGAACACCAGUUACAGAAAGAGGAGAUACGGCGGCAAUAUGUUUCCAUUGAUUCUACGCAGGAAAAUGUAAAUACUUCGGAACAACUGGAUCAAACCACUAAAAAAACAGGAACUGUAGACAUACCUGUAACAACCACCGCUCCAGUAACCAGCGUUAAGAUGGUUAUGAACCGCCAUAGGCGUAGUAAAUAUUUUGAACAAGAGUCCCUGCAAGCUUUGGUGACAAAAAUGAAUACAAGUUCUGCUAUUAAAAUACCAAUGACGCGUCGCAGUCGAUGGGAGGAUGAUAUUUUUGGAGGUCAUGACAGUAAUGAACAUGAAAAAGUUAGAGGUAAAUCUGAUGAUGAUGAUCUCUUUCGGCUAGCCAAAUCACAGCUAAUGCUUCUUUGUGUGAUUAUUGCUUUGUUUGUGGUGAAUGUAACCACCAUGCCAUGGACUUUGUUACUUGGCAUAACGUUUAUUACACCGUUUGUUAUAACUGCUGGAGAACUUAUAUAUGUGAUGGCCUUGUUGAUUGAUUGGAUUCCACGCCCCACGUUACACAGCUCUACUUACUCCACUGCAAUUUUUGCUGACGAUGAUGAAUAUUAUCAUCACUAUGAUAGCGAUAACAAUGAUAGUGAUAGUAGUUACAACAGUGAUGGUGGUGGCAGAUGUUUAACUCGUUUUCUUAUUUGUCAUCAUCCUGGUAGCUGUUCGUUUUUGGCUAGAAUAUUUAAGCCUUUUAGGUCAGAGUCUAAUACUACUAUUUCGACUCGCAGUCCUCUAGAAAAUAAUAACAGUUGGAAAUGGCUUCCUGUAAAAUGGUGCCGUUGCUGUCAAUGUUACGGUCGCCAUAGCUGGUUCACAUCAUGUUUUGAUAAUGAAGGCGUGUCGUCUGGUGUAUCGUCUGACGAUAGUGAUAUCGAGAGCCGACUUGGUUUUCGGAACGAGAAUGCCAUAAUGGCAUCUACAGCGGGUGUGUCGCCACCACCACCACAACAACAACAAAAUCAGCUACAACAUGCACAGCCCCUUAAUAUAAACACCAAUAGACAACGUCAGCGACAUAGGCGAUUAAUGCGAAAAUAUCAAGACGAAGAAAGACGCACUUGGUUCUUUUGGCUAGGUGCUUGUAGUGAACUAAUCGUUGUGUUACUAGUAUGUCUUUUAGCCCUAUUAAACGCUUUUACUUGUGAACCAGUAGCGACAGCUACAUCAAAUGCUAAUUUUGAUGAUCAAUUCCAUGUCCAAAACAAAAUCAUCAAUGGUACUGGUGAAUUCAAUACUCCUAUAGUUAAUAUCAAUACAACACAAGACAAAAACCAUAGCCCAUUGACUUGUUUUUGGCCUCAAUACGCUGUGCUUACAUGCUGCCUUGUAUAUGUGUCAAUUGUUAUUACAUUUCCAAUAUAUUAUGGAUCUCUGCCAACAUUGCGUAUAAAAAUCGGAGUACUAUUUGUCAUGACUUGUGUGUUCGCUGUAGCAUUUAUUCACUUUACUCAUCGACAUGUAUUUGUUGCCGCUUCAAUAUCAUCACAGAGACCUUACAAUAUUGAAAACGUCAAUAUUCUUGGUCAACAGAUUAUUAACACCACCAACAAACAAUGGCUUAGGGAACAUGACCAAGAACUACAGCAUGCUGCUGGAUUGAAUACUGUGAUUGCUACAGUGUAUGCAAUUGCAUUUGCCAUGGCUACUCUUAUUUGCUUCAUAUAUAAGCAUCACUUACUAGAUCGGCGAGCCCACAAUAAGGUUAAGAUGGAUCGUGAAUACAGACGAUUGGGUGUGUUACGUGUGGCCCAUCGACGUACUUUGCAUGCCAUCGUACCUGACCAUGUAGCUAAUUCAUUACAAAAAAUCUACUCUGAUACAAAAAAUGUUGAUUAUGGAAGAACUCGGCGGGAACUUAAUUUAAUAUCUGCUGAUAACCAACCAAUACCGAUGAACCACUCGCUAAACCGCCAAAUUCGAGAACGGAUUCCAGCUUACAUAUCUCCACUUUAUUACUAUGGCUACCGAUCUGUAGUCGUCAUAUUUGCUACUGUUGUACAAUCAGAUCAAAUGUUACCAACCAUUAUCCCAAGCAGUGAAAACAACUGUCAUUACAAUUAUCGUCAGCUUUCAUUAUUUCACAACAUAUUCAGUGAAUUUGAUCGGCUACUCGAUGGCCAAAAAUUUCGAGGUCUGGUUGAAAAAAUUAAGAUGGUUGGAACCAACACAUACAUGGCAGCUGUUGGGCUGCAACAUCAGCAUGAAUCAGAGCAUCAAUUACUCAUGUUGCUGAAAGAGAUAAAACAAAGAAACAAUGAAACUAGUCAGUAUAAUAACAAAGACGAAAAAGAUGACAUAGACAAUAACCUAGCAAAUGGCUACGAAUUAUAUGAUGUUUUAUCAGCACAUCAUGUUAUAUUUGCUUUGGAUUUCAUUUGUAACAUGCGUCGUAUUCUAUACCGCCAACAGUCAUCAGUAAUGACUCCAAAUUCGUGUAACUCACAAAUCGCUCUUCGAGUUGGAGUUAACCUUGGACCGGUUGUGGCUGGAUUAAUUGGUUGUAAUGACAGUAUAUGGAAACGGCCUCAGUAUGAUAUAUGGGGAAAUACAGUAAAUGUAGCCCACCAAAUGGAUACCACUGGUGUACCAGGAAGUACACAAGUCACAAACUAUGUGGUUGAAAUAAUGAAAUCGAUAAGAAAUCCUAAAUAUGAGUUUGAUGUCCGAACCAAAUUGAUCAACAAAGACAACAAAAGAAUUGCUUACUUCGUUCGUGAAAAUUUUGAGUCUGAUGAAAGUCAUAAUUCGAUCAAGGCUUCAGGCUCUUCUAACUAUAGUCAAACUCAACACCAUCAAGUUUCUAUGAGUAAUAAAAGUCAUCUUCAGCAUCUCGAGCCGGAAGACCGCCUACAACUGUAUAAACAUCCAUCUACUAUACAACCAUCCCAGAAUGCCUACCGUGCGAUCACACAACAAUUACCUCGGGAUCAGUUGCAUAAUAUACCCGUUGUUACUGUACACUCGCAACAUUCAUAUUAUAACGCUAUUCCACAGCAACAAGAAAUAAGGCAUAUUAAUACGGAACCUCAAAAAUCACCACCGCCACCACCACCACCACGUAGUCCACCACCUGUAAACAUGCGGUGCACACAGCAUACUACUAACUAUCCCAAAGUUCAAUAUCAAUGUAGUGGAGAACGUGAACGAAACUUGGAUAAACGACAACGAUCACGAGCAGGUUGCCAAUUGUCCCAUAACAUUCAACAACAGAACCGGUGCACUCCUGAAACGACUGCGAAAACCACAGCCAUAUACGCUCGUCCACUACAACAUCAACAACAGAACAAUAAUAAACAGUCUAGUGUAACUGUGGUGCCUCGGGGGCUUGUUAAAAUUUUUGGCGAUGAACCAAAACAGAUAUCGCCACAACACACACCAACUAUUUCCAAAUCCAAACCAACAUGUACCUCAAACCAUAGUACUAAUGAAACUGUAUUUUCUACCAAAAAUACUCCACAACAACUACAGCAACCACGCCGACCGAAUGUUUUACUGCUUUCAAACACAGCAACAGAAACGGCUCCAAAUGUAUCUAAAAACUUUGACGCUGACCGACCAUUGCCAGCGCCACCGCGUUCUUCCGAUACUGUAGCUGGUCGACAACGACAUCACCACGAUCCUCGGCGGCGGCGGCGGCAUCAUAAUCAAUCGCAAAUGAUGGACAAACAUCAACAGGAAACACAACAACUGCUUGCCCGAUCAGAUAUUAAUAACGACCCAGUGGUGGUAUCGUCGGCAGCUUGGCCAUCGUCGUCUUCGUUUCGUUCACCAAUUAGUGCAGGAAGUUUUAUUGGUAUGUCAUCUCCGCCAUCGUCAUUGUCAUCAUCCGAGUCCACAGAUGCCGGUGGUACUACCACGUCUAAUAACAAUUAUAAUACUACUACUACUGCUUCGUCGUCGGACGAAAGUUUCGGUCGUACAGCUACAGAAGAUGGCGGUGGCAUUGAUCGAGCGGAUAUUGAAGAUUUCGAUACUGCUGCCUCUUCCGCAGCUUUGUCUCCUAUUCACCACCGGUAUCGACAACAGCAACAUAUGCUGCUUCGUCAAUGGUCUCCAUCAACCACAGCCAAUUCGUCUCCCGUUAAACGAUCGUCUUCUUUCCGAUCGCCACUUUCAUGUGGCGACAACAUUGCCGUAUCUUCAUCGUCAUUAAAAUCUCCACUUAUGGCGGGGAAUGCCAUCACCACAGGCUUUAGUGGUACACAAUCAUUAAACCGCCGUCGUAUUCACCCCACCAAUACUACUUCUGGUGUUAGCAAUUCUAGUCGUCGUCGGCGUCGUCGGCAACAACAACAGCAGCAAAACAACACACCAAACACUGAACAAUCGAUAUCUCCUGGCGUUCCAGAUGUUACAAGUGCUGUUACUGCCACCGCAAUGACGUCAUCUGAAAAAUCUGAAUCACCAUUACCGUCACCUUGGAAAAAACAGCAACAGCAACAGCAACAACAACAACAUCGACGACAAGUAACGAGUAAAGAACAAGGAUCAGGUUGUGCCGUUGUAGGUGCUGACUUUACUGACGAAAUAAGACGCAUACUGUUAUUGGAUCAUCACCGUGGCAAUGUCCGUCAACAACAGCGAGGCCUAUGCGAAGGAAAAGAAGUACAAGUUAACAAACAUCGUCAUGUUAAAGAGAAAAUAUACGAAACAGUUGCUAAAUUAUCUUCAUCUUCAAAGCCACAACGAACUGCUGUUGUUUCGACGACGGAUCAAAAUCUCGAUAGAAAUAUAGAAAAUCAACGUAACGAAAACGAUAGCAAAGAUAGUAAUAUAAACUCAGCUGCAAUUGUAGUUUCUCAAACUAUUGGUAUAACUACUGAUAGAGAAAAUAUGUCAUCAACUUCAUCGUUUGAGGCACGUGAAAGGGAAAUAACGGAACAAGUCAGACGACAGCAAGCUGAAGUUAGACGGAUACUUCAAGAACAUAAAAACAACGUGGUAGCGGUUGUCAGAGGAGUAACGGUAGGUACUAAUGAAUCGGGUCUACACAACCGACGACGAGUUCCAACAACCGCGAUAGAAUCUUUAUGGAGUGAUGACGAGUCAAUGGAACCGUCAUUGUCAUUAUUGAACGAUGGUCACCAACAACGCAUCGGACUUUCAGUAGGUGAAUAUGAUGCCAAUGCUACCUUGGUUGCUGCCGAUAACGAAUAUACUACUGGCGGCGAAGGUGACGGGUACACAACUGACUGUGAUGGCGAUGGAUACACAACCACUGGAUACACUACAGAUGAUGCACCUCCCUCCACAGCUGGUAUGGCUACUGAGAUGUCAUAUGCCACGGCUGCUGAUUUACCAAAUAUAUCUCCAGCACGUCAACUAGCUGACAACUUAUCCACCCUGAACGACACUGGGCUUACAGACGCUGAAGCUGCAUUGAGUGACGUCAAUUCAAUGAUAGACUACAAUGACUGUAAUGAAAAUAACCGGUACAGAGGUCGUCGCCAGAGCAGCAUUAGCAGUAACAGUGUAUGUCCAUAUGCAAGCGAUAGUUUUUGCGACGACGAUGAUGACUACAAUGACGACGACGAAUACUUUUUUUGGGACGGAUACCACGUGGAAAAUGAAAAAGCAGGCUCUGGCGAUGAUGAAGAUAACAUUGAAAGCCGUUAUAACCAUAGCCAGUUCUUACAGCAACAACAACUACUAUUAUCUUCACCGUCAUCAUCAUCACCACUAAUUAAUGAUGCCAACGUUGACAAUAAUCAGAAAAGAUUACAAUAUCAGUCACAACAGCAAACUCCAUCACAGGUCAAUGUCGUCAAUAAUGUAAAUAACUCUCAAAGGCCUAACACAUCUGCUAUCACUUGCAAAGCUUCAAAAACAACAACCGCUACAAAUACUACUCCUGUAGCAGAAAAUUCUACUUGCAAUUCAUCUGUUGUUGAUACUUGUGCUGCUAUUACUAAUGCUAAUACUACAAAUACUAAAUUAGACGAGCCACCACCAUCUUCCAAUACUAAGGACCAGUCAAAUAUAUAAUAAAGAUAUGAAUAAGUUUAAAAUAAUUGAAGUGUACUAAUUCAUAUAUUAAAUAAGUAUAUCAAUAUUAUCAUCACCAGUAUAUUUAAAUAUACUUAAGUCUAAAGUGAUUGUACCUCAAUAUACUCAAAAUUAUUUUUGUAAUCAAAAAAUAACACAUUCAUAAAUGCUAACUAAAAAAGAUCAAAUAUAUAAGAGUUCUAUUGUUGUUUGUAUAUUUUAAUAAACUAGUAAAAAGUCUUAGCGAAAUAGAAAUAUAUCAAUUACUUAAAAUACUUAUGGCGAUUUAGCUACUUAAAUUUAUUCAUAACUCAAAUUUUAUGUUUGGAAUAACU
Sipha flava (yellow sugarcane aphid) is the source of this 9444-nucleotide messenger RNA. RefSeq lists its product as uncharacterized. Gene Ontology annotation, molecular function: adenylate cyclase activity. Bases 698 to 9109 code for a protein of 2803 amino acids. Lineage: Eukaryota; Metazoa; Arthropoda; Insecta; Hemiptera; Aphididae. The record is from RefSeq and is a predicted model, not a curated record. The transcript is spliced from 19 exons. Gene Ontology annotation, biological process: cyclic nucleotide biosynthetic process; intracellular signal transduction; adenylate cyclase-activating G protein-coupled receptor signaling pathway.